This is a messenger RNA of Aspergillus wentii DTO 134E9, 1554 nucleotides long. Its product is annotated as alpha/beta hydrolase. The record is from RefSeq and is a predicted model, not a curated record. NCBI's taxonomy places the organism in Eukaryota, Fungi, Ascomycota, Eurotiomycetes, Eurotiales, Aspergillaceae. The coding region runs from base 1 to 1554 and encodes 517 amino acids. The transcript has 6 exons.
AUGUAUUUCAUACGCACCCUUUCUAUACUCUCUUUCAUAUCAAGUGCUUAUGCCACACCUUCAAAUCUCACCCGCUCUAAUGGAGUUUCCUGGGGAUCCUGCGAAAUGAACGGCACUCUGCCCGUCCAAUGUGGCAAUCUGACUGUUCCGUUGGACUAUACGAGCAACAAGUCUGAUGAAACUCUCAAUCUCCAACUGCUGAAAGUUCCUUCCCUCCAUACGCCUAAGAAGGGAAGUAUCCUGUUCAACUUUGGUGGUCCUGGGGUGGCGGCACGACCGUCUUUGGCAUCAAAAGCCAAGGUUUUACAAAUUUUGACUGGCGGUUAUUAUGAUCUUAUCGCACAUGAUCCACGAGGAACUGCCAAUACUCUCACCUUCUCCUGCUUCGAGGAUGCCGAAUCGAGGCUGGCCAAUCUUACCUACUAUCGAUUCAACGAAUAUGCAGCCCGUUCAGAAAAAAUGCCACUGGGAAGGCAGUGGUCGGCUGCAUCUCUGUUUGCCGAAUCCUGCCAUAAAUACAAAGACUCUAAAGACAAGGGCGAACUGAUUAGCACGGCAUUCGCUGCGAGGGAUUUGAUGCAGAUCGUGGAUGCAGUUGAAGACGAUGGAUUAUUGAGAUAUUGGGGUCUUUCAUAUGGGACCGUCUUGGGAUCAACCGUUGCAGCCAUGUUCCCUGAUCGCAUCGACAGAAUCAUCAUUGAUGGGGUCAUGAAUCCACACCAAUACUACCACUCAUAUGAUGUGGAAAUGUGGUCAGACACAGACAUGGUUUUUUCCAACUUCCUCAAGCAGUGCCUCAAAUCCCCAGAUCGAUGUGCCUUGGCCCACCACAAUGCCACUGCUGCCGGUCUAGAGAAAUCACUAUACAGCCUCUUUGACGACAUGAAAUACAAUCCCAUUGCAUUCGACAGCAUGUUGAUCGACCACAGCGUGGUCAAAGGCACCAUCCGAUCUGCUCUGAACAACCCUUCCCUCUGGCCUACUCUAUCCCUUGCCUUGGAGUCACUGCUUGCUGGGAAUGUAACUGGCUUCCUUGCAACUCAAGCCUCCCUCGCUCCUAAGUAUGGCAGUGAUGGCUUGGCUGAACCUCUGUUUGGCAUUCCCUGCUCUGAAAAGAGAACAGGAAAACACACCCUGAAGGAAGUGAUGCCUGCACUCACUGCUCUUGAUGAUAAGAGUAAGCUCUUAGGACAAGCAGGCGCUGCCGUUGCUAUGACAUGCUCCCAGUGGAAGUUCGACGCAAAGGAGCGAUAUACAGGCGAUUUUAACGUCAAGACAAAGCAUCCCAUGCUUGUCAUUGGCAAUACCUAUGACCCCGCUACCCCCAUCCAAUCUGCGCGCAAUAUCACUGCCAGCUUUGAGGGAAGCGUUUUGCUGGAGCAUGGAGGAUACGGUCACUGCUCGCAACAACAUGGCUCUGUCUGUACGGGAAAGGCUAUCCAGGCCUACUUUACAAAUGGCACUCUGCCUCGACCUGGGACUGUUUGUGAAACAUCGUAUCCUCCAUUUGCUAAUAAGACCUGGAAUGAUGUUUUGCCAGCUAUCUUGACGUGA